Balaenoptera ricei (Rice's whale) is the source of this 1005-nucleotide messenger RNA. It is a transcript of the gene PRSS38, whose product is annotated as serine protease 38. Bases 1 to 1005 code for a protein of 334 amino acids. Lineage: Eukaryota; Metazoa; Chordata; Mammalia; Artiodactyla; Balaenopteridae. The record is from RefSeq and is a predicted model, not a curated record. The transcript has 5 exons. Gene Ontology annotation, biological process: proteolysis. Gene Ontology annotation, molecular function: serine-type endopeptidase activity.
AUGAGGCACACCCACCUCAUGGCCGCCGCGCUGACCGGCCCUCGCACUGGACCUGGAGAGUCCAGGACCCCGAGCCUCCUCCUGCUCCUGUUUCUCCUGCCUCACACCCAGGCUGCAGCCACGGCCCACAGGCACCCUGCCAGUGAGGGGGUCGCCUUUAGCCGUGAUGUGGCUUGUGGCCAGCGUCAUAUGCAGGGGAAGAUCAUGGGAGGCGUGGAUACCCUCGAGAAAAAGUGGCCGUGGCAGGUCAGUGUGCACUAUGCCGGCUUCCACAUCUGUGGUGGGUCCAUCAUUGAUGAAUACUGGAUCCUGUCAGCCGCCCACUGCUUUGACAGGAACAAGAUUACUGAAGCAUUUGAUAUAUAUGUGGGCCUUGUGGACCUCAGAGUUGCAGGCAAUCACACCCAAUGGUUUGAGGUGAAUAAGGUGAUCAUACACCCCACAUACGAAGUGCACCAUCCUGUUGGAGGCGACAUCGCUCUGGUGCAGCUGAAAACUCGCAUUGUGUUUUCCGACUCUGUGCUUCCCAUCUGUAUUGCACCCCCAGAUGUGACUCUUUCGAACCUUUCUUGCUGGGCUACAGGAUGGGGAUCCAUCUCCCAACAAGGAGACACUUCAGACAAGCUGCAGGAGGUGCAGCUGCCUCUGAUCCCAUUGCCCCUAUGCCAGCUGCUCUAUGGACACACGUCGUACAUUCUGCCGGACAUGCUGUGUGCCGGGGACCUCAGGGACAUGAAGACUGCAUGUGAGGGUGACUCUGGGGGCCCACUUGUCUGUGAAUUCAACCACACCUGGAUGCAAAUUGGAGUAGUGAGCUGGGGGCAUGGUUGCACAUACCCUAUGUAUCCUGCAGUUUAUGCCCGAGUCUCCUUCUUCUCAGAAUGGAUUCGUUAUCACGUAGAAAACACACCCUUACCUCUUCAGCCACUCCCUACCCUCUCCUCCGCUCCGGGGGCUGCCAUCAAUGUCCUUGUGACCUCGCUGGCUGUCCUGUCAAUGUUGUAA